Messenger RNA from Miniopterus natalensis, 3078 nucleotides. Its product is annotated as N-deacetylase and N-sulfotransferase 3. Lineage: Eukaryota; Metazoa; Chordata; Mammalia; Chiroptera; Miniopteridae. Gene Ontology annotation, molecular function: hydrolase activity; heparan sulfate N-sulfotransferase activity; deacetylase activity. Gene Ontology annotation, cellular component: Golgi apparatus. The record is from RefSeq and is a predicted model, not a curated record.
AUGCGGCUGCAGCGGCGCUUCCAGAGGACGGUGGCCCUGCUCGCCUCGCUGUGCGUGCUGAGCAUCGCCGUGUCCGCCUACUACCUGUACGCGGGCUACAGGCAGGACCACGACCGCGCCGAGGCGGCCUCCGAGGUGGACUGCGGGGACUUCCAGCUCCCACCCUACAGGCCGGCGGGCGUGAAGGCGGGCAGGCUCCCGGGUGCCCCGAGGGCAGACCCCACAGUCCUGGUGUUCGUGGAGAGCCAGUACUCGCCGCUGGGCCAGGACAUCGUUACGAUCCUGGAGUCAGGUCGGUUCCAGUAUCAUACUGAACUCGCUCCCGGGAAGGGGGAUCUCCCGGCACUUGCAGAAAAAACGAAAGGCAAAUAUAGUCUCAUUAUUUACGAGAAUAUUUUGAAGUAUGUGAAUAUGGACUCCUGGACGCGCGGCCUUUUAGAUAAAUACUGUGCAGAGUACAGCGUGGGCGUCCUUGGCUUCCACAGGGCGGGUGACAAGGGACCGCAGAGCUUCCAGCCCAAAGGCCUCCCUCUCUCAGCGUUGGGGAGCCUGGCCCUGCGGGGCGGCUGCAUUAACCCCCACUCCCCCUUGCUCCACGUGACCAGACCUUCCAGGCUCCAGAAGGGUUCUCUGCCUGGAGCUGACUGGACAGUGUUUCAGAUUAAUCACUCUGCAUACCAACCAGUUAUAUUUGCCAAAGUACAGACCCCAGAGAACGCCUCUCCUCCCACCUCCAAAGGUGCUUUCUACGCCACGGUGGUCCAUGACCUGGGCCUGCACGACGGCAUCCAGCGAGUUCUUUUUGGCAACAACUUGAACUUCUGGCUACACAAGCUCAUCUUCAUAGACGCCGUUUCCUUCUUGUCCGGGAAGAGGCUCACCUUGUCCUUAGAUAGGUACAUCCUCGUGGACAUUGACGACAUCUUCGUGGGGAAGGAGGGAACACGGAUGAACCGCAAGGAUGUUCAGGCCCUGCUUGAAACUCAGAGCCUUUUACGUGCACAAAUUACAAAUUUUACAUUCAACCUGGGAUUUUCAGGGAAAUUUUACCACACAGGGACCGAGGAGGAAGACAAAGGCGACGACCGCCUGCUGGGGUCCGUGGCCGAGUUCUGGUGGUUCCCGCACAUGUGGAGCCACAUGCAGCCCCACCUCUUCCACAACGAGUCCUCGCUGGUGGAGCAGAUGAUUCUCAACAAGAAGUUCGCCUUAGAGCACGGCAUCCCCACGGACGCGGGCUACGCGGUGGCCCCGCACCACUCGGGCGUCUACCCGGUGCACGGGCAGCUGUACGCGGCCUGGCGGAAGGUCUGGGGCAUCCAGGUGACCAGCACCGAGGAGUACCCGCACCUGAAGCCCGCGCGGCGCCGGAGGGGCUUCAUCCACAGGAGCAUCAUGGUUCUCCCAAGACAAACCUGUGGCCUUUUCACUCACACGAUUUUCUACAAAGAGUACCCCGGAGGCCCCCAAGAGCUGGACAAGAGCAUCCAAGGGGGCGAACUGUUCUUCACGCUGGUCCUCAACCCAAUCAGCAUUUUCAUGACCCACCUGUCCAACUACGGCAAUGACCGGCUGGGGCUGUACACCUUCGUGAACCUGGCCAACUUCGUGCAGAGCUGGACCAACCUGCGGCUGCAGACUCUGCCCCCCGCGCAGCUGGCCCGCAAGUACUUUGAGAUCUUCCCGGAGCAGAGAGACCCUCUCUGGCAGAAUCCUUGUGAUGACAAGCGCCACAGAGACAUUUGGUCUAAAGAGAAAACCUGCGACCGCCUACCAAAGUUCCUGGUCAUCGGACCCCAGAAGACCGGAACCACUGCUUUGUAUCUGUUCCUGGUCAUGCAUCCCUCCAUCCUUAGUAACUCCCCCAGCCCCAAAACCUUUGAGGAGGUACAGUUCUUUAAUAGAAAUAACUACCACAGGGGGAUUGAUUGGUACAUGGAUUUCUUCCCGGCCCCGCCCAACGUCACCACGGACCUUCUGUUCGAGAAGAGUUCCAAUUACUUCCACUCAGAGGAGGCCCCCAAGAGAGCAGCUGCUCUCGUCCCUAAAGCCAAGAUCAUCACCAUCCUCAUCGACCCCUCGGACCGGGCCUAUUCCUGGUACCAGCACCAGCGAUCCCACGAGGACCCCGCAGCACUGAGGUUCAGCUUCUUCGAGGUGAUCUCGGCGGGGCCCCAUGCGCCCCCCGAGCUGCGGGCCCUGCAGAGACGGUGCUUGGUGCCCGGGUGGUACGCCAGCCACAUCGAGAGAUGGCUCCUGCACUUCCCCGCCGUCCAGUUGCUAAUUAUCGACGGGCAGCAGCUGCGAGCGGAUCCUGCGACCGUGAUGGACGGCGUGCAGAAGUUUCUGGGCGUCUCCCGUCAUUAUAACUACUCCGAAGCGUUAACGUUUGAUUCUCAUAAAGGAUUCUGGUGCCAGUUACUGGAAGAAGGUAAAACAAAAUGCCUUGGAAAGAGCAAAGGAAGGAAAUACCCCCCAAUGGACCCUGAUAGCAGAGCCUUCCUGUCCAGCUACUACCGAGACCACAACGUGGAGCUCUCCAAGCUGCUGCACAAACUCGGGCAGCCCCUGCCGGCCUGGCUGCGGCAAGAGCUGCAGAAGGCGAGGUAGGGCCCGGACACUUGGCCUCCACGCACCUUCCCAAAGCUUCCGGAAGCUACCAAAAGGCUGUUUAAAAAUAUACCUCUGCAAGAAGGUAGAGCCAAGCUGCCUCCAUGUGCCGGCGUGCAGACGGUCAGAAAGACAAAGAGCCUGUCCCCGGCCGCGGGGCCGCGGCCUUCCUCCGGAGCCGGGCUCCCUGGGGCCGCUGUGCGCUCCGUGGAGGUCAGCGGCAACCAGCAGGCGUAUAAACCCAAACGCAGAACUGCUCCAUUCCCCACAAACAGUUACCCUUUUAUACAUCAGCUAAGAUUGUCCCUGUAGGUUUUUAGACUGUUUGCCUGUACGAUGUUUUCUUACUCUUUGAUUCUAGAAAGUGUCCUACGAAACAACAAGCAAAAUAAAUGUCACAAUGCAGCAUAAAAUGCCAAAGGCCUGACACCCAUGAAAAACACUUGCUGAAACACAAACCCACCAAAG